Molecule: messenger RNA, 1128 nt
Organism: Colletotrichum orchidophilum
Lineage: Eukaryota; Fungi; Ascomycota; Sordariomycetes; Glomerellales; Glomerellaceae
Product: transcription factor IIA
Exons: 1
Coding region: 1-1128 (375 amino acids)
Biological process (GO): transcription by RNA polymerase II; transcription initiation at RNA polymerase II promoter
Cellular component (GO): transcription factor TFIIA complex
Source: RefSeq, a predicted model, not a curated record
AUGUCGAACAACGCAGUUGGCGCGGUCUAUUCACAAAUCAUCGAUGAGGUGAUUAACUCCUCGCGAGUCGAUUUCGAGGAAGGUGGUGUUGAUGAGAGCGUCCUGGAAGAAUUGAAGAAGGGCUGGCAGGAGAAGCUGACUCAACUCGAGGUGGCUGGCUUCCCAUGGGAUCCCGCCAAGGAAGCUCCAGCUCCCGCUGCACAACCUCCGACGACGGCCCCUCCACCGCCUGCGGCUCCAUACUCCCAGGCCCAGCUCAGCCCCCAGCUUCCGGUGCCCGGUCUCCCGAUACCUGGCGGAGCCCCGGCGCAACAGGCCAGUAAUAUGGCUGUCAAGGAGGAGCCUUACAUCAAGCCGGAGCCUGGCAUGCAGAACGUGCCGAUGCCCCCAGCUCAACAAGAUAGUGCUGGGCUCGCAGCUUACAGAGCCGCUCAACACGUGCGCGGUCAAUUCGGCGAGAAAGGCGCCGCCUCCAUGAAUGCCAUUCAAGCUUCAGCGACGAACAGGCCCGCCAGCCAACCGCCUUUGCCCCAGAUGCCCGGUCAGCCUCAGCAGCAGCAGCAGCAACAGUACCGACCUGGAGUUCCUCAGCAGGGCCAGCAACAGCAGCGCCCCCCUAGCAACGGUCAGCCAGGUGUGAAUCCUUCGCAGACCGAUGGUGCUGGUGACGACUUCGACUUUGAAGGCGUUCUGCUCCAACGCAAUGCUGAUGGGUCUCAACGCGAGCUUGGACGUGUCGAUAUUGACCGCAUGAUUCAUGCGCGGAUUGCUGCCAACGCCAAGAGCAUGGAGGGCGGCGGCUUGAUGCUGCCUCUGAAGGAGGCUACGAGGCAUACGUCGGCUGCCACCGCGCGCUCCAAGGGCAAGGAGCAUGGAAUUGCUUCUUACGAUGGUUACGAUGAUGACGAAGUUGACGAAGACGCGAUCAAUUCAGAUCUUGACGACCCUGAUGAAGAUAAGGAUGACGAUGAAGUCGACGAUGAGGGUCUCGGGCAUAUUAUGCUUUGCAUGUACGACAAGGUCCAGCGCGUCAAGAACAAGUGGAAGUGCGUCCUCAAAGAUGGCGUUCUUACUGUCAACGGCAAGGAGUAUGUCUUCCACAAGGCCACUGGCGAAUACGAGUGGUAA